CGGCUUGCUCCCCAUCUGAGCGCGAAACUGCAAGUUGGUCGAUACAUGUCGCAAGUCGCCCUCCGUCAGCUGGUCUUCUCUGACACAUUCCCUCCCUUUCUCUACUCUCUCCGUUCCUUCGCCACCAGCUACACCGCCCGCGUGGUCCGCGCAGACUCCUCCGGCCGUCAAAUCAUAGUCGAACUCGACCCCUCUAACCUCUCCUUAGACUCUCAUGGCUACCCCAUUCCCCGUCGAGACCUCAUCUGCCACAUCUGCAACCUUCUCCGUACCGCUCCCUCGCCCUCCACCGAUCCCCUUCUCGACGUCGCCGACUAUCUCCAAACCUUAACCUUAACCCUAAACCCCUCCGAAGUCAGCGAGAUUCUCAAAUCCCUCCGGCCCCUUCGAAAGGCCCUCGAGUUCUUCCGCUUCGUUAAGACGCUCCCUGAAUUCCGCCUUGACUGUUUCGCCUACAACCGUAUCCUUGCCAUUCUCGCCCGUUCGAGUGCUGAACAAGAUAUAAUUGGUGGGAUUGUGGAUGAAAUGGUGAAGGAGGGGGUUAAGGGGAAUAUAUCGACGGUGAAUAUCUUGAUCGGGGCUAUGGGGGGAACGGAAUAUGAUAGGUGUUUGGAACUUGCCAAGCAGUGGGAUUUGAGGUUCAAUGGAUACACAUAUAAGUGUUUGAUGCAAGCUUAUUUGAGGCAUCGGGAUGUGGAGCGGGCUUUUUCCUGAAAAAUUGAUGUUUUUUGUAUUAAUUUAACCAUUCUCCUACUGCUUACUGAAACUGAAUAAGAGGUUGAUCUGGGCAAUAGAGUUUUUGGAGACAUGAAGCAGAAGCACUGCGAACCAGAUCAUUACACAUACACAAUUCUCAUUAGAAUGUAUGGUAAAACAGGAAACAUAACUAAAUGUCUCUCUUUCUUUGAUGAGAUGGUAGGAAAGGGGCAUUCAUUAAAUCUUAUUGCACAUAAUACCAUGCUGGAGGCCCUUGCAAAAAAUAGAAUUGUUGACAAAGCAAUCCUUCUUUUCACAAUGAUGAUCAGAAGGGAUUGUCGGCCCAAUGAGUUUACUUACAGCAUUAUUUUGGAAAUGUUAGCUGCAGAAGGCCAACUACAUCGAUUGGACGAAGUUGUUGACGUGUCAACCAAGUACAUGAAUAAAUCAAUAUAUUCUUAUUUAGUUAAGGCACUAAGUAAAUCAGGUCAUGCAAGUGAGGCCCAUAGUUUGUUUUGUAGAAUGUGGAACUUCCAUGAUGAAGGAGAUAGAGAUGCUUUUGUGUCCAUGUUGGAAACUCUGUGCAAUGCUGGGAAGACAAUGGAGGCAAUCGAUCUGUUGAAUAAGAUUCAUGAAAAAGGAAUACCUACAGACACUAUGAUGUACAAUAUAGUGUUUUCAGCUCUUAGUAAAUUGAAACAAUUAUCAUAUAUUCAAACUCUGUAUGAAAAAAUGAGGGAUAGUGGGCCUUCCCCUGAUAUUUUUACGUACAAUAUUCUUCUUUCAAGUUUUGGCAAAGUUGGCCUGGUUGAGAAGGCUUUGGAACUUUUCGAGGAAAUGAAAUCCAGUGUUUGCAAACCUGAUGUCAUCAGUUAUAAUUCUUUGAUCAACUGUCUUGGGAAAAAUGGUGAUCUUGAUGAAGCCCAUAUUCGGUUCAAGGAAAUGCAAAAGAAGGGCUUAAAUCCUGAUGUUUUUACAUACAGCACCUUGAUUGAAUGUUUUGUAAAAACAAAUAAAGUUGAGAUGGCUUUUAACUUGUUUGAUGAAAUGCUAGCUGAGGGAUGCCACCCAAACAUUGUGACAUACAACAUCUUGCUUGACCUUUUGGAGCGAAAUGGGAAGGUGGUAGAAGCUUUUGAACUUUAUGAAACUCUGAAAGAACGGGGGCUAUUUCCUGACUCAAUAACAUACACAAUACUCGAGCGAUUAAAAUGCUCUUCACAUAGAACGGUCAGGUUACACAAACAGAGUCGUGUUAGCGGUUGGGUUGUUAAACCUUUUAAAUGAUUUGUCUAGUAUAAUGAUGAUGAAGGUCAACCCAUACAUCUACAAACCUUGAUGCAUGUUAACAGAAGUGUGCGAUUUUCGUUUGGCUUGUAAUUUAGUUAAAAUGGCUAGAUUUUAUGUGCCCAGCAAUAAAAGAGGAUGGAAAAAUAAGUAUCAAUGCACCCCAUGAGUGGAGGUACCCAGUCUCCGGACAGAGGCAACAAAUGUUGGUUGGCGGUGAUGGACAACUACAUGGCUGGCUGGUGGUGCCACCACCGACGGGCAGCCAACAAGGUUGGUGGGCAGAGGUUGUUGGGCAGCUAUAAGUGGCAGAAA
Molecule: messenger RNA, 2298 nt
Organism: Phalaenopsis equestris
Lineage: Eukaryota; Viridiplantae; Streptophyta; Magnoliopsida; Asparagales; Orchidaceae
Product: pentatricopeptide repeat-containing protein At1g51965, mitochondrial
Exons: 3
Molecular function (GO): protein binding
Source: RefSeq, a predicted model, not a curated record